Molecule: messenger RNA, 2499 nt
Organism: Misgurnus anguillicaudatus (oriental weatherfish)
Lineage: Eukaryota; Metazoa; Chordata; Actinopteri; Cypriniformes; Cobitidae
Source: RefSeq, a predicted model, not a curated record
UUUUAGUGAGGAGCAGGGUUACAAAGUAAGGCUCUUUGGGUGAUUCCCCUCCAUUUUCCAGGCCCUGACUACUACAGAAGCCACACUUGCAUUUUACCUCAAGGACUAACGUUACAUCAAGUCAAUUCACACCUAUAGAGUGAAAGUGAUUGAGAUCUUCAGUGAAGCUCCUCCUACAACAAUCCACCAAUAAAUGCUGGAGUCAAACACACAGAGAAAUCACUCCAUGUGUGACAACUGAAAUCUUCAUGACAUAAUGUUGAUGCUGGUGAAAGAGGAGCUUGAGAAGAUGACAGAUCCACAACCAUGCAGAAUAAAGGAUGAAGAUACUGAGGAACAAAUAGAUAUGAUGGAAGUGAAAGAGGAGAGUCAAGCUGAAGUGGAUGAGAAACAUCAGAUUGUAAAAAUAAACCAUAAUGUUUCACUGAAAGAAACUCUGAAGACAGAAGACAUAAAGUGUGAAAAUAGUUUCAGUGAAGCUGAACGCCCUGCAGAUCAGAAGACGACUCAUAGUGAAGAGAAACCUUUCACAUGUCAACAGUGUGGAAAGAGUUUCGGAAGAAAAGAUAACCUUAAAACACACAUGAUGAAUCACAGUGAGGAGAAACCUUUCACAUGUCAACAGUGUGGAAAGAAUUUCAGAAGAAAAGUUAACCUUAACAUACAUGCAAGGAUUCAUACUGGAGAGAAACCUUUCACAUGUCAACAGUGUGGAAAGAGUUUCACCUUUAAAUCGAACCUUAACCGCCACAUGAAAGCUCACAGUGAGGAAAAGCCACACGCAUGCCAUCACUGUGAAAAGAGUUUUUCAGAUACAAGUAAUCUUAAGAUACACAUAAGAGUACACACUGGAGAGAAACCUUACACUUGUCAUCUGUGUGGAAAGAGUUUCAGAGUUGAAAGUAUCCUUAAGAUUCAUGCAAGAAUUCACACUGGAGAGAAACCUUUCACAUGCCAUGAGUGUGGAAAAUGUUUCAGAAGUAAGAAUUGCCUUACAGCACACAUGACAAUUCACAAAGGAGAAAAACCUCAUGCAUGUCUUCAGUGUGGAAAGUGUUUCAGUGUGGAGAGUCAUCUUAAGAGACACAUGAUAAAUCACAGUGAAAAGAAACCUCACGCAUGUCUUCAGUGUGAAAAGAGUUACAUAAAUAAACGUGGACUUGAGACACACAUGAAAGUUCACACUGGAGAGAAACCUUACAUAUGUCUUCACUGUGAAAAGAGUUUCACCGAUAAACGUGGACUUGAAACUCACAUGAUCACUCACACUAAGAGUUUCAAAACAAAAGCAAACCUUAAAAAACACGCAAGAUUUCACACUCAAUAGAAUCCAUUCAUGUGUCAACAGUGUGGAUAUGGCAACAAAGUUUAUAAAUCAGCUGAGGUCUUAUUAAUAAAACUGUUUGUAGGAUCCUUACUUAAAGAGCUACACAGUCAAACUGACCUGUAUUGCAGUGUGUCAUGUAGCUGUACAUCAAUGUAAACAAUGUGCAAGUAGUUGAACCAAAAAAAGUGCACGAUUAAUAAAGUUAUUGGCAUCUAAAGUAGGGAGUCGACUCUGAAUCGCUGAAACGAGUCGUCAUAUGGAAUUAAUCUACUGCCUGACUUUAUCCACAUAAUACCUUAAUGGUUCAGUACCAACUUUAUUUGAAACAUGUGUCUCUUAACCAUAACCUCUAAGUAUGAUUAUAGCUAAUGAUGAAUAAUGUGUAUUGAUGUUUAAACUCUUAAUAUACUGUCAGAGAGUCAUGUUAGCAGGCGGCUAACACAUGCUGCACGUUUUGCUACAACCAGGUUAGCUUACAUUAAUGCUUUAAUGAGUGUAAAAACUUUAGUUUGUGUCAUUGUUUUUUUUUCUGCUUGGAAGAACGAUGGAUGAUGUGUAUUAAUGUUGAUAAUGUCUUCUCAGUAAAUCAUGUUAGCACUAGGUCAAUACAUGUUGCACUACUCUGUGCCACUGAUCUGUGCGAAGACUGUGUCAGUUGACCAAUCAGAGCCGAGUAGGCUACUGAAAGGUGGGGUUUAGGCUAGGGCUGGGUCAGAAUAUUCGAUUAUUCAAAUAUUCGUUCGGUGGCAUUCGAUUUUUAAUUUUAAGAUUUGAAUGUCCUAUUUGUUUCAACAUUAUUAGCUGCAAAGACCGCCAAGCAGGAAGUGCACUUUACUCUACUGCUCUACAGGUGGCGGUGUGGCGCUGAGAACCUGGCUUGCAACUGCCACCAAACCCCACAAGAAGAAGAUCGUCCUCGUGUUGGCUAGAGGCUUGACCACAUUAACGCUUAAUAAUUGUCAAAUACAUUACAUUGAAGACGCCAGUAUGUCACCAGGAGUCACAAGGAUCACAUCUGCUUUUGAGUUCUCAAAGUGGCGGAUCUAUUGACUUGCAUUAAAUGACAGAGCACUGGGGUUUUUGCUGUGCUGCUUUAUUUUUCUACUGACGAAAAAAGUCACCAACAUGUCGGAUAGCCUGAUGGUCAGUAAAUAAACUUGAUAUUGAAAGUA